Wickerhamiella sorbophila is the source of this 408-nucleotide messenger RNA. Its product is annotated as Succinate dehydrogenase assembly factor 3, mitochondrial. The record is from RefSeq and is a predicted model, not a curated record. The coding region runs from base 1 to 408 and encodes 135 amino acids. The transcript has a single exon. Gene Ontology annotation, cellular component: mitochondrion; mitochondrial intermembrane space. Gene Ontology annotation, biological process: succinate metabolic process; mitochondrial respiratory chain complex II assembly. Lineage: Eukaryota; Fungi; Ascomycota; Dipodascomycetes; Dipodascales; Trichomonascaceae.
AUGAAAAGCUCAGCUGUUCGUCUGGCCACUCGCCGAAAAGUGAACGCACCCCCAAGAAUCGAAAUUUUGCCCCCACUGCCCCUUUAUCGCCGUAUUCUCCGGGCUCACCGCCUUCUGCCCCCACAACAGCGGGCACUGGGCGAUUCAUACGUCAAAAAUGAGUUCAGGCUUCACCGCAAUAUCGACAACCCGGCACAGAUAAUUGGCUUUCUGUCCAGCUGGCAAAAAUAUUUAGAAGCCAUUCUUGGCGAUAAAUGGCAGCAUGAGAAACUCGACAUGGAUCAAAUUGAGCGUAUGGAGCCUGAAAAGAUCAUUCAGCUUUACGAGCUGAUGGUGGCCGCCCAAAACCGCGAAUCGGUAUACAACGCCAUUCCAGACGUCGAACUACCUCGACCCGGAAACCUCUAG